AUGUCCAAGCAGCCCAUCUCUACCGACAAGGCUCCUGCCCCUGUCUCCCUGUUCUCCCAGGCCAUCGUCCGCAAUGACAUGGUCUACUGCUCCGGCAUGGUAGGCCUUGACCCGAAGACCAACAAGCUUGUUGAUGGCGGGGUCACUGGCCAGACGACUCAACUUCUGCACAACCUCGCCCAGGUCCUUGAGGCCUCUGGAUCCAGCUUGGAUAAUGUCCUCAAGAUGAACGUCUACAUUCUCUCCAUGGACGAGUUCGGAGCCAUGAACGAGGGAUAUAAGCCCUUCUUCCCUGGCGUGCUGCCGGCCCGCACCUGUGUCGCUGUAAAGCAAUUGCCUGUUGGAGCUUCGGUUGAGAUGGAGUGCACCGCCUUCCCGAAGGCGCACACCCGCAAAUUCUCGAGAAACUGCUCGAGACAAACCUCUCGCAGCAGAAACCCUACGGUGACGACGAGUACUCCGAAAAGGGCCAAAGAAUGCCUACGAGAGAAAUUGGAGUCUCCUGAUGCCGCGAUUUAUUUCGUUGCGAGCGGCACUCUCGCCAACAUUAUUUCCAUCGCAAACUGCUUACGCCCGCACGAGGCCGUCAUCUCGGCGAGCACUGGGCAUAUCUUGGUCCGAGAGACCGGCGCAAUCGAGGCGAUAGGACACAAAAUCAUCGUCGUCAACCAAGAAAACGGAAAGUUGACACCCGAAAGCAUACAAGAUGCCCUGAACAAGAACGCACACUACCCUCAUAUGGCGAAGCCCCGGCUGGUAUACAUCUCCAAUGCUACGGAGGUGGGCACUAUCUACACCAAGGCCGAAUUGACUGCCAUCUCUGAUCUGUGUCGGAAACGGGGUCUCCUUCUCUUCCUUGAUGGCGCUCGUCUCGGAGCUGCCCUGUCAGCGGCGAAGAAUGACCUCACACUGCCAGACCUGGUUCACUUGACAGACGUUUUUUGGAUUGGCGGCACGAAGGUAGGCAUGCUUCUUGGCGAAGCGAUUGUUAUCAACAACAAAUCUCUCGCAGAAGACUUUGCGUUCCACAUCAAGCAACGCGGAGGCCUCCUCGCCAAGGGCCGGAUUCUCGGGGUCCAGUUUCUGGAGAUGUUCCGUUCCACCCUCUACUUUGACUUGGCGAAGCACGCCAACGAAAUGGCACAGCUCCUGUCCUCUGGACUUGCGGAGGCGGGACACAAGUUGGAGGCUGAAACGGAAACUAAUCAAGUAUUUGCUAUUCUGCCAAAUGCCUUGAUUGCGAAGCUUCAAAAUGAGUUUCAAUUCUAUGUCUGGGAAAAGGUUCCUGACGACAAGGCUGUAGUUCGGCUGGUCACUUCAUGGGCAACAAGCAAAGAGCAGGUCGCCGCUUUCAUUAAAAAGUUGUAA
Molecule: messenger RNA, 1368 nt
Organism: Ilyonectria robusta
Lineage: Eukaryota; Fungi; Ascomycota; Sordariomycetes; Hypocreales; Nectriaceae
Product: pyridoxal phosphate-dependent transferase
Exons: 4
Coding region: 1-1368 (455 amino acids)
Biological process (GO): glycine biosynthetic process; L-threonine catabolic process
Cellular component (GO): cytosol
Molecular function (GO): L-allo-threonine aldolase activity
Source: RefSeq, a predicted model, not a curated record